AUGGUCCUGCUGCGGAGGCGCGCAUUUGGCGAGAGCUUUGUCGGCCGCUUGUGGAGCCACGCGAACGCCGACCGGUACCGCCAGAGCUCUCGCCCAUGGACGGCGCAGUUUCAUUCAACCAGGUCCAUCUGGCUGUCGUCUCUUAAGACGCUGCGCCACUCUGAGGUUCUGAGCGGCAUUCUGCAGCCGCUGCUGCUCACGACGACUGCGUCUCUCGGUGUCGCGCUCUUUGACUCGGUUGCAGACGGGGUGCCGGGGAAGUCGGCGUCGAAGGCCCUCUUCCAGAUGCACUCGCUUCUCGGCGGCGCCCUCUCUCUGCUCCUCGUCUUUCGGACAAACAGCGCGUACAACCGCUUCUGGGAGGCGCGUCGCAUCUGGGAGAACCUGCUCAACCGGUGCCGCGAGCUGGCGCGGUACGCCUACUGCUUCCGCGACCAGCUCCAGCCGUGCCGCGUCGACCGGCUCGCCCAGCUGCUCACCGCCUUCCCCGUGAUGCUCCGGCGACACUUGUGCCUGCUCGCGCCGCUCGCGCCGCUGCCGGCACCGCUGUGCGACGCGAUGCGUUCCUCCUCGUCGCGCCCGCUCUACUUGUGCAAGCGGCUCGCCGCCGAGAUCUCGGGCGUCUCAGAUGCGUCCGACGGCACCUUCACCUCGCGCGAGCGGCUGAUGGGGCUCUCGCUGGUGAACCAGCUCGGCUCGUACGUCGGCGCAUGCGAGCGGCUGCUGCAGACGCCGGUGCCGCUCAACUACGCGCGCCACACGUCCCGCUUCCUCACGCUGUGGUGCUUGACGCUGCCCGUCUCGCUGGUCGGCUCGAUGGGGCUGCUCGUGGUGCCCGUCACCGCCUUUGUCACGUGGUGCCUCUUCGGGAUCCAAGAGAUCGGGCUCUUCAUCGAGCACUGCGCGCUCGACAACGGCGACAUCUUCAUGGACCAGCUCUCGGACCAGGAGCGCGCCACGUGGAGGCACGACGGUGUCGGCGGCGGCAGCUGCCAGGGCGGCGCCGGCUCGGACUCCGACUUCGCGGCUCGGUACGUGCCACCCGCGCCGAUGCCCUUCUGA
Molecule: messenger RNA, 1062 nt
Organism: Emiliania huxleyi CCMP1516
Lineage: Eukaryota; Haptophyta; Isochrysidales; Noelaerhabdaceae
Exons: 7
Coding region: 1-1062 (353 amino acids)
Molecular function (GO): chloride channel activity
Source: RefSeq, a predicted model, not a curated record